This is a messenger RNA of Myotis daubentonii (Daubenton's bat), 2579 nucleotides long. RefSeq names its product kelch repeat and BTB domain-containing protein 4-like. The record is from RefSeq and is a predicted model, not a curated record. Lineage: Eukaryota; Metazoa; Chordata; Mammalia; Chiroptera; Vespertilionidae.
AUGAACGGUGCAAUCUGGGAUCUCCACCGCUGCGGAAGAGCAGAAGAGAAAGCUCCAGGAAUACCGAGCAGCCAAGGGAAAACUGGCCAACCUUCCAGCAACCGUCAGCAACAGCACAAGCUGGAUCAUCCUCUGGAGAGCUGUCGAGGAGAACUGGGGAGUGACAGGUCAAGGAAAUACUGCACAGGCUCUGUGGACAUGUCCAUGGUGCGGACAGAACUAAUAAACAAUUUGUUAGAGAAACACAAAUCAGGAUUCCACCAGGAAAGUCACGGCAGCUCCCGAAAGGAGCAGCUCUUGCGAAAGGGCAAGAGCAGCAGAAGGUGGGGGGACAUAAAGAAGUAUCUAAAAGCAGAGGUUCCAGGAUCCGGGCUUCAGAAUGAUAGGAAGGGAAGCAGGUGGGAAAACAAGGCAAGCUGGUGGGAAAACCGUGAGGUGAACGUGGCCCUAGCUUGGUGUGGCAGAAGCUGGAAAGAAGGCAGGACCCUAAAGAAUCGGAACGACAACUGGCAGAGAGAGAAGUUGGCUAUCACGGAAUCACCAGAGGAGCCUGGAGCAUUAACGGAUGAAAACUAUUUUGUGAACUACACUUUCAAAGAUCGGUCACACUCAGGCCGUGUGGCUCAGGGCAUCAUGAAACUGUGUCUGGAGGAAGAGCUGUUUGCUGACGUCAUCAUUUCAGUGGAAGGCCGGGAGUUUCAGCUCCACCGGCUGGUCCUCUCAGCUCCAAGGUGCUUCUUCCGGUCCAUGUUCACUUCCAACCUGAAGGAGGCCCACAACUGGGUGAUUGUGCUGCAGGAUGUCAGUGAGUCUGUUUUCCAGCUCCUGGUUGAUUAUCUCUACCAUGGGAGUAUGAAACUUAGAGCUGAUGAGCUGCAGGAAAUUUAUGAGGUGUCAGAUAUGUGUCAGCUGACAUCUCUCUUUGAGGAAAGUUCUCGGCUUUUGGCCCCCACAGUGCAGGUGGGGAACUGCCUUCAGGUGAUGUGGCUGGCAGAUCGCACAAGUGAUCCUGAGCUCUACACUGCUGCCAAGCACUGUGCUGAGGCCCACCUCGCCCAGCUGCAGGACACAGAGGAGUUUCUCCACUUGCCCCACCACCGACUCACUGAUAUCAUCUCCAAUGGAGUUCCAUGUUCACAGAACCCAACAGAGGCAAUAGAAGCCUGGCUCGAUUUUAAUAAAGAGGAAAGAGAGUCUUUUGCAGAGUCACUCAAGAGUAGCUUGAAGGACAUUGGGGAGAACGUGCACAUUUACCUGAUCGGGAAAGAGUCAUCUCGUUCCCAUCAUUGUGCUGAAGAUGACUCCGUCAGUGUACGUGGCCAAAACAGUUUGUGCCACCAGAUCACUGCAGCCUGCAAGCAUGGUGGAGACUUGUACGUGGUAGGAGGGUCCAUCCCACGGCGCAUGUGGAAGUAUAACAACGCCAUUGUGGACUGGGAAUGGUGUACACCCUUACCCCGGGACCGGCUCCAGCACACCAUGGUGUCUGUGCCCGGGAGAAAUGCUAUAUAUUCACUGGGUGGCAAGACACUGCAGGAUACCCUCUCCAAUGCAGUUAUCUAUUACCAGGUAGAUUAUAACAACUGGAUAGAGACAACACAGCUAGAGGUGGCUGUGUGAGGGGCUGCUGGAGCCAAUCUCAACGGGAUCAUCUACUUACUGGGGGGGGAGGAGAAUGACCUGGACUUCCUUCCCAAACCUUCCCGACUCAUCCAGUGCUUUGACACAGAGACAGACAGGUGCUACAUGAAGCCCUGUGUGCUGCCCUUUGCCGGCCGCGUGCAUGCCGCUGUGCAUAAGGAUCUGGUGUUCAUCGUGGCUGAAGGGGACUCCCUGGUCUGCUACAAUCCCCUGCUGGACAGCUGUACCCGACUUUGCCUUCCUGAGGCCUGGAGCUCAACCCCACCCCUCUGGAAGAUCGCCAGCUGUAAUGGGAGCAUUCAUGUUUUUCGGGAUCGAUAUAAAAAGGCGGAUGCCAACACCUACAAGCUGGACCCUGCCACUUCCACUGUAACAGUCACCAGAGGCAUGAAGGUGCUACUUACUAAUCUGCAGCUUGUGUUGGCAUAAGGCAGUGGGGGAAGAGCGGCUGACUUCUGUCCUCCCCUUUUCCAGUACCUGCCCACACAAACUGGAAGUCUCCAAAAUCCCAACUCAGAGCACUAUGUUACCUUGCGGCACAUGUUCAACAGGCAGCACUCAGCCCUUCCCCGAAUCCACGGGGAUAGCCACUGUGGGGCUUUCUAGCUGCCACUGCUCAGCUGGCUGCCUGAAUGAGGGCAGGCCAGCCUGUUCUCUGCCAGCUCUGGUCAUCCUGUGCCCACCGCAGACUGCUCAGAGCAAGCAUCUCCUCGGAUCUGAGGUACAGCCUCCCCUCUUUACCUGAUCAGUGUUAAAUAUAAGCAGCCCUGACCCCAGGACCAAAGGAAAAAAUGCCAAUCUUUCUUCUAUAGUCUGCUAAGUUAUUUGGUAAUUUUUUCACAAAGAAUUAGGUGUUUAAGAGUUUUGCCUUUAGGCUUUGGUGGGAGAAUGGACAAAACUGAAGGUGUCCUUCACCAGCAAGAGUCAACUCUAAAAUU